AUGGAAAAGACAACCGUGUCCGAUCAGGUCGCACCGACUAGUACUAGCCAUGAUGCUGAGAAAAUGAUAGGAUUCGGAAUCCAGGACGUCGAAACCCCCGAUGACAAGGCAAGUUUGUCUCAUCGAGACUCAAGCGAGUUUCAGGGUGGUGUGCAGCGAGUAAGAGCCAUUACAUCGGCAUGGUCGACUAAAACACUCAUUCUCAUGUUCAUUCUACUCUACCUCGUGUCAUUCGUAGAUGCACUCCUAAGCUCAGUCGAAAGCUCAUUGAACCCCUACAUAACGUCCUCAUUUCACAAACACGGCCUGUUGACAGUUGUCAGCGUUGUCUCAACCAUUCUGGGUGGCUCCUCAAAGUUAACACUAGCCAAGAUUAUCGACAUCUGGGGUCGCGUGGAGGGAUUCCUAAUCAUGCUUCUUCUCGUCACGAUCGGUUUAAUCAUGAAAGCUACAUGCACAAGUAUGGAGAUGUACACAGCGGCACAUACUUUAUAUUGGGUAGGCCACAUCGGUCUAACCUAUGUUGUGGACAUCAUGCUGGCAGAUAUGACCUCGCUCAAGAACAGGAUGCUCAUGCUUGGCCUGAACGGUACACCCGGUAUUGCUAGUACCUUCGCGGGCCCGGAGAUUGCCACGCUAUUCUACACCAAUCUCGACUUCCAUUGGGCAUUCGGUUCGUUUGCUAUCAUGCAGGUUGGAGUUUGUAUACCUGUCGCUGCGGUGAUGCUAUUUAUGCAACGUCGGGCCGAGAAGAGCGGUGUUCUUGAGAAGACUCAUUCUGGACGUGUCUGGUGGCAGACUAUCAUUCAUUAUCUCGUCGAAUUUGAUGUUAUCGGGAUCAUCUUGAUCACAGCCGCAUUUUCCCUAAUCCUGAUCCCAUUUAGCAUUGCCUCUUACGGGCCCAAGGGGUGGGCGACAGGAUACAUCAUCGCGAUGGAAGUCCUUGGCGUAGCUUGCGUGCCUGCAUUCUACAUCUGGGAGCGAUACUGUUCACCGGUGCAAUUCCUCCCGUGGAAGUAUCUGAAAGAGCCCACGAUAAUCGGCUCUUGCAUGCUAUACGGCGUAAUGUUCGUCUCCUGCUUUACCUGGAACAGCUACUUCGGCUCGUAUCUACAAGUCGUCAACAGACUCGAUAUCACGACAGCCAACUACGUGCUCAAUGCUUUCUCCCUGACAUCUUUCAUCUUCAGUCCCAUCUUCGGCCUUGUGAUAAGCUGGACCGGCGACUUUAAAUGGACCGCCAUGGCCGGAAUCCCGAUCUUCCUCCUAGGGACGGCACUCCUGGUCCCGUUCCGCGCACCAGACACACACGUGGGUAUACUCACAAUGAUCCAAAUCCUCGUUGGCCUCGGCAGCUGCCUGUUCACUGUGUGCGGACAAUUAGCGAUAAUGGCUACGGUAACCCACCAAGAGAUUGCGGUUGUGAACGCGGUCUGGGGAUUAUUUGGGUCUAUCGGAGCGGCGGUAGGAGCUGCCAUUGCUGGCGGGAUGUGGAAUAAUAUCCUCGAGAAGGAGUUGUACAACCGGCUGCCGCAGGAAAGUAAGCAUCUUUCGGCGAGUAUAUUUGCGGAUUUGGUGAAGCAGAUGUCGUACGCGGAUGGAACUGCGGAGCGAGAUGCUAUUGUUGGAGCUUAUGCUGAUCUUCAAAGGAAAAUGGCGAUUGUUGGAGUGUGUUUUGUACCGCUUUGUAUUCUUUGUACUUGGUUUUGGAGGAAUGUUAAUGUUAAGAAGUUGGGAAGGGAGCAGACAGCUGGGAAUGUUUGGUAG
Messenger RNA from Penicillium griseofulvum, 1767 nucleotides. RefSeq names its product Major facilitator superfamily domain, general substrate transporter. The record is from RefSeq and is a predicted model, not a curated record. Gene Ontology annotation, biological process: transmembrane transport. Gene Ontology annotation, molecular function: transmembrane transporter activity. The coding region runs from base 1 to 1767 and encodes 588 amino acids. The transcript is spliced from 5 exons. Lineage: Eukaryota; Fungi; Ascomycota; Eurotiomycetes; Eurotiales; Aspergillaceae.